AGCCUAUAACAGGAAAUGCCUCCUUCCGAAGAUACACAUUCCCUGACUCCUGACUCCUGAGCCGAGGACCCAGACAAGAGGGGGCGCCACAUUGCUGAGCGCUGCAUUGGCACCAUAGCAACCAUGGCGUCUUUCCCCCGAGCCAGUCAUGUGACAAUCCUCUGCCAGCUUGUCUUCAUUGCUGCCUGCAUCUUGGCUUCGUGCGUAGAGGGCGUCGAUUCCUCGUCGGUGGUGGAUGUCUUUCGGAUGGUCCAGUAUGACCUGGGGGGAAAGCCGCUGGGGUCUAGAAAAGCGGGUUUGAACCAGCAUGUCAGCUCAGGGUUGGCGCUGCCAGGUGCAGAUAUUGCUCGGGCUACGAUCGUGAUGCCAGUGGGGAGCAUCAAUGAGACCCUCUUCAAUGAGGUGUUGCAAAAAAGAAUACACGUUGGGAGCCUGCUCUUCCUGUUACCACGAAAUUAUGGCGCCCAAGACGACGAGGAAGGUGCGAAGGAUGCACACAAUCUGGCGGCGCUUGAGCAGAAGCUGAUCCAGGCCAACCUGGGGGUGCCAGUGUAUUUUGCGUAUAAAAACGAGGUUUUUGCUGACAUCCUGAGCGAGCUCAAAGCAAAUGACGAGGCUGGAGUCCCUGCGAGCGCAACCAGCGGUGGUUAUCGGUUGGUGGUGAAGACGCCGGAAGGAAGGAAGCUUCCGGCGCCAACGCUGGUCAACAUUCAGGGCUGGCUUCGAGGCGCCCUCCCGUCAAACUCUCAGCCUUCUGCCAUUCAAACCAUUGCUAUCGUGGCCUCGUACGACACAUUCGGGGCAGCCCCGGGCCUUUCGUUCGGCGCCGGCAGCAUCGGCACUGCGGUGGUAGCCCUUCUGGAGCUCGCGCGGCUCUUUUCGAAAUUGUAUGCGAGCGGAGCUACGCACGGAGGGUACAACCUGCUGUUCCUGCUGACUGGAGGGGGACCGUACGAUUAUGACGGGACGAAGCAGUGGCUGUCGAGCCAGGACAACCGGCUGCUCGAGACGGUCGAGUUUGCGCUGUGCCUCGACGGUCUGGGCGCUUGGGGAGACGGCGGCCUGAAGCUCCACGUUUCUCGGCCCCCGAAGGAAGCUGCAAUCCAGGCACUUUAUAGCACGUUCACGGAGGUUGCGGAUGGGUUCGGGAUUCCGCUUGAGAUCGUGCAGAAGAAGGUUAACCUGGGAAACCCGCGGGUGUUCUGGGAGCACGAGCAGUUCUCCCGACGGCGCAUGGUGGCGGGCACGCUGUCCGGCCGCCCCGCGCCCCCCGAGUUCCUGGAGGACACCGGGGGCAUUGCUGACACGCGCGCUAGAGUAGACCCCGCUGCGGUAGCGAAAGCCGUCAAGUUCGUGGCAGAGAGCCUUGCUAGGCACAUUUACGGAUCAGGUAGCGUGGAGGUUUUUGCGGACAACACUAGCCUGGCCGUGAGCACGGAGUUCGUGGCGCACUGGCUGGGCCUGCUCGGGAGCACGCCCCGAGUGGCGGCGUUCCUGUCAAAAACGAGCCCCAUAGUCACGGCUCUCCAAAAGCAAUUGUCCGAGUACGUGGGGGAGGUCUCGUUUCACGCCGCCAAGCUCGAGAGUGACCUUGUCAUGUACGACGCUUCCACGGCAAAGAUGAACAUCCAUAAGGUGGCUAGCAUGACCUUCGACAUCUGGAUCCUGCUCGCCGUUGCUGCUUAUUUGGCUUCUUUGUACGCGAUCCUCCACAUCGCUACCAAGGGACUUGAUGAUUUCUUGGGGGUGUUUAGGAAACCUGUGAACAACAAGAAGUCAAAAGCGUUGUGACGCGGCAAGUAGGUAAAGCAAGAAAAGCUAGGUGCAAAGAAUCGUGAGCACACGGUGUUAUGACCGUUCCUGAGUUUUUCUCUUUGAGGAAGCAACGUUGAGCCGAAAAGCAAAGAAUAUUGAUUGCAACCUUUGUCGUUGCGUUUGACUUCUGAUGUCCAAGAUCUUUCCGGCUGCGGCUUUGACGGCACCUUAUUGAUGGUCCAUUGGAAGUGAUUGCUACAAACCCAUGAGCCACCCGGCCAGUGUGGCCGCCGACCGUGUUCCACACUACAUUGCUUUAAGUGGCAAGGCGCUUAAAGCAAUGAAAAUGGCGUCCCUAACCGGGAGGCCUUUUCUGGGUUAAGAGGAGGUUUUAGCGUUUACGGAGUUCUUGGUUGCUCGAGGUUAGGUAUUCGGUUCGGGGCCAGUUACUUGCACAUGCAGAAGUUUAGAUAAGGCGGUAUACGGUAUAGGCCUACCGGGAUAGGUAUGGCUACAAUAUUACGUAGCUUGCGUUUUGCCGGGUACAAGAAAGAUCAUCGCCCGGGGACUGAGUAGGUUAGGUUGGGGGUUUAAGUGGGUGAAAGUGUGGGGCACCUUGACAAGUCAACCAAGUCAAGGUCACGUGGUAAAUUGGUAAGGGUUUAACCAAUAGGAUCGCGAAUAAAAUAGCUUUACCGCGAAAUUGACAUGCCAAUACAGGGAGGCAACCAUUCUCUGUUGCAACGAAAUAUAGAUCAGACUUGAUUACUUUCAAUGGUGCUCAGCCAAGGCACUAGACCGAGCGGCACCAGGAGAGAUGCCCUUGCACAUCUUAAGGACUAUGCCAGGCUAGGGCGGCUG
This is a messenger RNA of Klebsormidium nitens, 2616 nucleotides long. Lineage: Eukaryota; Viridiplantae; Streptophyta; Klebsormidiophyceae; Klebsormidiales; Klebsormidiaceae. The record is from the annotation of a GenBank genome assembly.